AUGACUGCAAUUUAGAGAGACGCGAAAGUACAAGCCUGUGGGGUCGCUUCUGCAACUGGAUAACUAGCACUGAAAAUCGUCUUUACAUCGGAUGGUUCGGUGUUUUGAUGAUCCCUACCUUAUUGACCGCAACUUCUGUAUUUAUUAUCGCCUUCAUCGCUGCCCCUCCAGUAGAUAUUGAUGGUAUUCGCGAGCCUGUUUCUGGUUCUUUACUUUAUGGAAACAAUAUUAUCUCUGGUGCUAUUAUUCCUACUUCUGCGGCGAUCGGAUUGCACUUUUACCCAAUUUGGGAAGCUGCAUCUGUUGAUGAGUGGUUAUACAAUGGUGGUCCUUAUGAGCUAAUUGUUCUACACUUCUUACUUGGUGUAGCUUGUUAUAUGGGUCGUGAGUGGGAACUUAGUUUCCGUCUGGGUAUGCGUCCUUGGAUUGCUGUUGCAUAUUCAGCUCCUGUUGCAGCUGCUACUGCUGUUUUCUUGAUUUACCCUAUUGGUCAAGGAAGCUUUUCUGAUGGUAUGCCUUUAGGAAUCUCUGGUACUUUCAACUUUAUGAUUGUAUUCCAGGCAGAGCACAACAUCCUUAUGCAUCCAUUCCACAUGUUAGGUGUAGCUGGUGUAUUCGGCGGUUCCCUAUUCAGUGCUAUGCAUGGUUCCUUGGUAACCUCUAGUUUGAUCAGGGAAACUACUGAAAAUGAAUCUGCUAAUGAGGGUUACAAAUUUGGUCAAGAGGAAGAGACUUAUAAUAUUGUGGCUGCUCAUGGUUAUUUUGGCCGAUUAAUCUUCCAAUAUGCUAGUUUCAACAACUCUCGUUCUUUACACUUCUUCUUGGCUGCUUGGCCUGUAGUAGGAAUCUGGUUCACUGCUUUAGGUAUUAGUACUAUGGCUUUCAACCUAAAUGGUUUCAAUUUCAACCAAUCUGUAGUUGAUAGUCAAGGUCGCGUUAUUAAUACUUGGGCUGAUAUCAUCAACCGUGCUAACCUUGGUAUGGAAGUAAUGCACGAACGUAAUGCUCACAACUUCCCUCUAGACUUAGCUGCUGUUGAAGUUCCAGCUAUUAAUGGAUAAGGUUUUUCUGCUAACAUAUAAGAAUUUUUUGAAGAAAGAAAAGACAAAAAUACCCAAUAUCUUGUUCUAGCAAGAUAUUGGGUAUUUUGAAUCUUUUUUUUCUUCUUAAUCUUUCUAUUCAGAAUUCAGUUAACGACGAGAUUUAGUAUCCUUUCUUGCAUUUUCAUAACUCGUAAAAUGCCGAGUAGGCACGAAUUCUCCCAAUUUGCGACCUACCAUAGGAUUUGUUAUGUAAAUAGGUAUAUGUUCCUUUCCAUUAUGAAUCGCAAUUGUAUGGCCAACCAUUGUGGGUAGAAUGCUAGAUGCCCGGGACCACGUUACUAUUGUUUCUUUCUCCUCCUUCAUAUUGACCUUUUCUAUCUUUGCCAAUAAAUGAUGAGCUACAAAAGGAUUCGUUUUUUUUCGUGUCACAGCUGAUUACUCCUUUUUUCCUUUUUAAAGAGUGGCAUUCUAUGUCCAAUAUCUCGAUCGAAGUACGGAGGUCAGAAUAAAUAGAAUAAUGAUCAACGGAAAAAAGAAAAAAAUCCUUUAGCUGGAUAAGGGGCGGAUGUAGCCAAGUGGAUCAAGGCAGUGGAUUGUGAAUCCACCAUGCGCGGGUUCAAUUCCCGUCGUUCGCCCAUCGCAUUAUUGCAAAUUCCAAAAAUGCAAUUUUCCAUAUUCCUAGUUACGUAUUUACUUACGGCGACGAAGAAUAAAACUAUCGCUAUAUUUUUUCCUUUUCCUAGUUCUUCUUCCAAGCGCAGGAUAACCCCAAGGGGUUGUGGGUUUUUUUCUACCAAUGGGAGCUUUCCCUUCACCGCCCCCAUGGGGGUGGUCCACAGGGUUCAUAACUACCCCUCUUACUACGGGCGUUUACCUAGCCAACACUUAGAUCCGGCUCUACCCAAACUUUUUUGGUUCACCCCAACAUUACCCACUUGUCCGACUGUUGCUAAGCAAUUUUGGGAUACUAAACGGACCUCCCCAGAUGGUAAUCUUAAAGUGGCCGAUUUACCCUCUUUUGCAAUGAGUUUCGCUACAGCACCUGCUGCUCUAGCUAAUUGCCCACCCCUUCCACGUGUGAUUUCUAUGUUAUGCAUGGCCGUGCCUAAGGGCAUAUCGGUUGAAGUAGAUUCUUCUUUUCUCUCAAAAAACCCCUUCCCAAACUGUACAAGCUUCUUCCAAAGCAUACGGCUUUCUAGAUGUAUAUGACGAUCUCUAGACAGAUGGAUCUUAUAUGAAUCAUAUGAUGAAGUACCACAUGAGUGGAUAUAUAGGAAAGGAAUCCAAAUCUGCCGAAUCGCUCAUGUUAUGAUCUUCUACAUCCUAGGUCUCUGCGUUCCGUCAUCUGGCUUAUGUUCUUCAUGUAGCAUUCAGAUCGAAUGACUCUAUGAAAUUACGUCGAUACUUCCACAUAUUAUGGGUAACGUAGGAGACAUCCCUAUUUUCCCCCGGGGGUCUUAAUUACCACUGCUUAGCUUUCAAUUUGCCUCUGACCAUCAAA
Molecule: messenger RNA, 2544 nt
Organism: Hordeum vulgare subsp. vulgare (domesticated barley)
Lineage: Eukaryota; Viridiplantae; Streptophyta; Magnoliopsida; Poales; Poaceae
Product: photosystem II protein D1-like
Exons: 1
Coding region: 108-1061 (317 amino acids)
Biological process (GO): photosynthetic electron transport in photosystem II; photosynthesis, light reaction
Cellular component (GO): photosystem II; chloroplast thylakoid membrane
Source: RefSeq, a predicted model, not a curated record